Molecule: messenger RNA, 2473 nt
Organism: Vicugna pacos (alpaca)
Lineage: Eukaryota; Metazoa; Chordata; Mammalia; Artiodactyla; Camelidae
Source: RefSeq, a predicted model, not a curated record
UUUUAUUAAAAAUACACAUACUUUUAGAUUUAUCUGUAUAUUAAAAUAACUUUGUUUUUACAGGAAAGAUGAUAAAGACUAUGCUUUAAAACAAAUAGAAGGAACCGGGAUCUCUAUGUCGGCAUGUAGAGAAAUAGCAUUACUUCGAGAGCUUAAGCAUCCAAAUGUCAUCUCUCUUCAAAAGGUGUUUCUGUCUCAUGCUGAUAGGAAAGUGUGGCUUCUGUUUGACUACGCUGAGCAUGACCUCUGGCAUAUAAUCAAGUUUCACAGAGCUUCUAAAGCAAACAAGAAGCCAGUUCAGUUACCUCGGGGAAUGGUGAAGUCACUGCUUUAUCAGAUUCUGGAUGGGAUUCACUACCUGCAUGCUAACUGGGUGUUGCACAGGGAUCUGAAACCUGCUAAUAUUUUAGUUAUGGGUGAAGGUCCUGAGCGAGGAAGAGUAAAAAUUGCUGAUAUGGGCUUUGCCCGAUUAUUUAACUCACCUUUGAAGCCUUUAGCAGAUUUGGAUCCAGUAGUUGUAACGUUCUGGUACCGAGCCCCAGAAUUACUUCUUGGAGCAAGACAUUAUACCAAAGCUAUUGAUAUUUGGGCUAUAGGGUGUAUAUUUGCAGAACUACUAACGUCAGAACCAAUAUUUCACUGUCGACAAGAGGACAUCAAAACUAGUAACCCUUACCACCAUGACCAGCUGGACAGGAUAUUCAAUGUAAUGGGAUUUCCUGCAGAUAAAGACUGGGAAGAUAUAAAAAAGAUGCCUGAACAUUCAACAUUAAUGAAAGAUUUCAGAAGAAAUACGUAUACCAACUGCAGCCUUAUCAAGUAUAUGGAAAAACAUAAAGUUAAACCAGAUAGUAAAGCAUUCCACUUGCUUCAGAAGUUGCUCACCAUGGACCCAAUAAAGCGAAUUACCUCAGAACAGGCUAUGCAGGAUCCCUAUUUCCUGGAGGAUCCGCUUCCCACGUCAGACGUUUUUGCCGGUUGUCAGAUCCCGUACCCAAAACGAGAAUUUUUAACAGAAGAAGAACCCGAUGACAAAGGAGACAAAAACCAGCAGCAGCAGCAGGGCAAUAACCACACGAACGGGACCGGCCACCCAGGCAACCAGGACAGCGGCCACGCGCAGGGACCCCCGCUGAAGAAAGUGAGAGUGGUCCCCCCGACCACUACCUCAGGCGGACUGAUCGUGACCUCAGACUAUCAGCGUUCCAAUCCACAUGCUGCCUACGCCAACCCUGGACCAAGCACAUCGCAGCCGCAGAGCAGCAUGGGAUACUCAGCUACCUCCCAGCAGCCUCCACAGUACUCUCAUCAGGCCCACCGGUACUGAGCUGCGCUGGACACUGUCCCUGCACUGCCGCUGGGCUGCGGGCCGGCCGCGGGCUGCGCGGGCGCCUGGCGCGAGCCCCGCGGGCGUGCUGUGCAGCCGGAGUCGGCGUCCAGGAGCCGAGUGCCACCACUUCUCGCAGACGGGGUGGUGGCUUCCAAGUUGUACCUGUUUGGAGUUAGACUUGAGGAGAAAGUGCUAGCACAGUUUGUGUUGUGGGUUUGCUACUUCCAUGGUUUACUUGACAUGGUUCAGACUGACCAGUGCGUUUUUUUCAGUGACAGUCUGUAGCAGUUGAAGCUGUGAAAUGCGCUAGGGGCAAGCAUUUGUCGUCAUGUGUGGUGAAUUCUUUCAGUGUAACAGCAUUACCUGACCAAUAGUACACACGCAUACACAAACGUUUAACUGGUACUUGAAACAUGCAGUAUAUGUAACUCAAACAAAAUAACCAAGACUCAGAAUGAGAUGAUUUCGAUACACCUUUCAUUUUAGUGUCUUAUCGGUGGGUUGAUUCAUUUUCUACAUUAAUCAGUAUUUUUUGACCAAGAUUGCUUGGAUUUUUUGAAAGUACAAAAAGCCACAUAGGUUUUCCAGGAAGGUUUCAAAACUCCCAAAGAUUAAUUUCCAACUUAUAAGUUGUUUUUAUUUUCAAUCUAUGACUUGACUGGUAUUAAAGCUGCUAUUUGAUAGUAAUUAAAUAUGUUGUCAUUGAUAUAAACCUGUUUGGUUCAGCAAACAAACUAAAAUGAUUGUCAUAGACAGUGUUUUAUUUUUCCUGUUGGUGUUGCUGACUUGUGAGCAUGCUUUAAGAUGAAAAAAGCAUGAAGAUAACUUCCUUAAAAAGGUGCGGCAUCCAAUUCAGAUAUUUUGUCCUGAUUUUGAAGCUGGUUGGUGUAGUGCUACUAAAAUUUUGUUCAGUUCAUUUUCUUUUUUAAAACUUGUUCGCACGUUGUUUAGGGUGCCCUUACUUCAGCAAAGGAGAAGGAGUAGGAGAGCCUUAGAAUUUUUGAGGAAAAAAAAACCCUAUAACAUACAAUGUACUGUAUCAAACUAUUUUACAUGAAUGACACAAGUAUUCUGAAUUUAAAAAAAUCGAACAUUGUUAAAAACAAGGUGUUAUGUAAUAAAUUUAUUUUUCAUAAAUCUAAA